Messenger RNA from Parathielavia appendiculata, 2442 nucleotides. RefSeq lists its product as uncharacterized. Bases 1 to 2442 code for a protein of 813 amino acids. Lineage: Eukaryota; Fungi; Ascomycota; Sordariomycetes; Sordariales; Chaetomiaceae. The transcript has 3 exons. The record is from RefSeq and is a predicted model, not a curated record.
AUGAGGCCCUCCCCUGUCUCCGCCAUCUCGGGGUUUCCGUUCGGCCUGACGAUCAAUGGAAACCUCAACUCCGCCACGGCGAACGCUAUCGACGUCCAUCUGAUGGAAAUCGCCGCGAUCAGAAACACCGCCGAGGUCGACAGCCAAGGCACUGUGCUCGCCGUUGUGACCUUCCCAAAAGACAACGGACUGAGUUGUGCUUGUGACGGGAAGCCGUGGCAGGAUGUCCGCCUUCGCAUGAGCUACGAGAAGCUCGCUAAUCUUGUCUCGAAGAAGAUUCAGGACAUGUUCAGCCCAAGAGCCCAGAAGCGCUUCCGUAGACGCCUUGGCCUCGAGCAUCAACUCCCUCCCGGCGUCGAAUAUGUACUCGACUUCACACCCCCAUCCGAAGGCCCGGAACUGGCCGAUCUCACCGCCGCGCUCUGGCUGCCUCGGGCGGUCAAGCUCUGGUUCCUGGCUGGCCAUUACAUCCCCUCGGCCGUUCUUGAAGCUGGCACCGGGCUCCCGACACGCCCUCUGGCCGACAAGGCUGUUGGCGCCAUGCUGGUUCUCGGCCACGACGAUAUCUGCCAGGGCAGUGCAUGCCUUUCAGAUUAUACCGCGUGGCAACCUAAGCCUGAAAACCCGGGCGUUGUUGAGGAACCCCCCUGCGGUCCGAGCCACAUACCUACGUGGCGGAAGGUUGAGGACUACUGCCCGAUCCGCCAUCGCGUCGCCAUUGUUCGUAUCCUCAGGGCCAUCAACGGCGAAGGUCUUCUUCUGAACUCGGCCGUGCGCAUGUGGACCGUUGCACAGGUUGCCAUCUCGCUGGAAAUUCCUCAGGUUGUGGUCGAUCCCGUCACUCAGUGGCUCGUGGCGCCGCCCAACACAAAGUUCAUUGAAGUCUGCCCGGAAAAGGCCUUCCAGCUGGCCUAUGACCUCCGAAUCCCGAGUGUGCUGAUAGCUGCCUUCAGGAUCCUCGUCAACGAGCUUGCCGUUGACUAUGCAUCGUCGGAUCCCGUACCUGGUCGACCCCAGUUGACCUGGGCCCAGCGUCGCCGUGACGACUACGGCGACUAUCCCUCCGACCCUGUCGAGUACGCCAGCCGUGAAUUCGCAGAGCGCAUGAACGGAAACCUCCAAAUGCUGCAGUCUGACAAUGUAUUCGGCCGUCUCCCGGCCCCCAACCCUGAGUGGGAGAAGCUCUGCUACCUCGGCUCGCUCAUCACUCGCCUUGACAUAUCUCACCCCCUGCACAGGGCCUACGGUAACCUGACAGCCGCCCUCCUCUUUGCCUUCCGCCAGUGGAUCGACAAGGCCCUUGAGUUCGGCUCUUUCUCCAGUCGUGUGCAAGACCUCAUCGAGGCCCAACGGAGCCACUACAUACCUUCCUGGGAGCGUAAGCCGCUGAUCAGCCUCUACUCGACUCUCAACCCCGCCCAAAAAGUUCUCACGCCGUUCUUCUGGUCCAGACUCAACAUUAUUGAGCAUCGGGUCGAGUUCGGCGCCACAUUCUACCGCAGCAACACCCUCGACCGCCAUGUGGAGACCUUCAACACCGAGCUGCUCCGCGCCCUUGCAAACCACACCAUCGUCCCCUCCGAGUCCCACCCCUCCCUCGCUCACCUCGAACCCCCCGUGCUCCAGAAGAUCCAAAUCCAGUUCGGCCUCCCCGAAUUCCACCGCCUGCUCAGCCAGGGCCUUAACAGCCUCUGCGCCUCAUUCCUCGCCACUCACACCUCCUUCGCCCGCGACGCUGACUCCGGCAUCCCCUUCUUCCUGUCAGACCACCUCCUCCUGUGCCUCGACGAGUCAGAGCUCAACUACCUGCCCAUCUGGGCCGGCGGGCUGGACGACGGAUCCGGAGGCGUCUUCCAGCAGGCUAUUCCCGAGACAGACAUGGGUCCCUCAGAGCCCGGGCCGGGGUAUCAUACGGGGUACACCGCUGCGGGAGAUACUACGGCGGGCGCGCCUACCGACGACGCUGAUGUGGAGGAGGGCGACGGGACGACGGUUGUCACUAAGGAUGGAUAUGGCCCCUCGACGAUUUCCGCGCCGUCGGAUCUGGGGUUCGGCGGACUGUCGCUGGGGAAUGGCACGGCGGGGAGGAGUCUGGCGGUGCAGCAGAGCGGUGCCGGUACGGCUACUACGAGUGUCAGUGGGGUCACGCCGCGGUCGGAGGCAUUUACGAUGGACGCGGCAGAGGAUGAGGGCAUGUAUGCUGACGCUAGGUAUGCGCAGCCUGCUGCGCAUCAGGCACAGGGAAUGGCCAUUGAGCAGUACGUGAACGAGGCUGAAAUGGAGGUCGAGGCCGAGGCCGGAGAUGGAGAUUGGAACGGGGAGGUGCAAGGUGGCAUGGAAUUGAGCUUGAGUGGAGAUGAGGAGAUGGACUUUGGCUCGGAUGACGAUGGGGGCUCGACGCUGGAUGAGUUCGAGGAGGUUGAUGCUGACGAGGCGUGUUGA